UGUGAGUUGUUGUUGUAGUCACAAUUCUGAAUGUAUUCAUACACUAAAGCCUUUCCUUCUGGCUCAUUUAAUAUUGAAAACACAUAAACAAUAAAAGUCAACAAUUUUGAACGAUCAUUUCGUUGCAUAACAUUGACCAGAAGUUAUUGCUGGAUAUUCGCAACACCUCUGACCCUGGACACAAACUGCUCGAGUCCCUUCCCUCUAGCAAGAGGCUGCUGUCCAUCAGGACCAAGAGCUCACAUCACAAGAAUAGUUUUUUUCCAGCUGCAGUUGGGUUCAUCAACAAAGCCCAGGGAACUGACCUGGACUCUUACAUUCCCAGGAAAAUUUCCUUCAACACCGUUGUCCAUCUUUUCUUAUAACACAUUAACACAUUUGUCACUUUUAUUGUAUAAUAUACACUUUAAAUUAUUAUUAACCAAUAACAUAGGCUAUAGGCUGAUAUUUACACAACUGGAGUAUUCUCACAAAUGUUUACUUUUUACUCUCACACAAACAUUAUUCAAAUAGCCCUUGUGGUAGAGUAAGUACACCCUUUUUCAGUUUGGCUAUGUUUUUUUCGAGCAAAAGCCUAAGAAGAUGCUGGGGUUACAAAGGUUAAGGACUGUGAACCAUAGAACAGUUUCUUCCCGAGAGCCAUCAGGCUGCUAAAUGGACAUUGACACACUAUCGACACUUUUGCACUCGACACUUUUGCACUCGUCACUUUACAUACACUGUCACUUUCAGCCUUGUACUUACACUUUUUAUUGCACUACCUGCUUUCACUACCUGCUACUCCCAUUUGUCUGUAGUUUAGUUUAUUAUAUGUUACUAUAUGUGUGUUAUAUGUAUAUAUGUUAGUAUUAUGUUCAGAGUACUUAAUGUACAGAGUGUAUGUCAUGUUAUGUUAUAUUAUGUUAUGCUAUGGUAGUUGUUGUGUGGUGCCUUGUCAUAAGAAUUUCAGUGCCCAGUCUGACCCUGUGUCAUUCUGUGCAUCUGACAAUAAAAGACUUGUAACUUGUAUGGAUGGGACACAUGUACCAAGCCAGACUUUGUUGACCGGCUGUGCGACGUCAUAGCUGCAGCCAAUGAGAGAACUGCCUUCAUACUUGUGCCCCGCCCACCUCGACAGAUAAGCCAAUGAGAGGGGAAGAACAGUUUUUAAAUGGACUACACACUCGAUGUAAUCGCAGCGUAGUGGUCUGAUGUUCGUCGUUGCAGAAGCAGGGACUUAAUCAAAGCGAGGAGCCCAUGGGCGCAGGGACAUUAAAUAAAAUCCCCGUCCUCUCAUUUUAUUCUGGGAACUGACAUGGCAAAAGGUAAACUUCCUAAUGUGUUGUCGUUUCCGCAUGUGUUGCAUGUCACACAGUAUGUUUACAGUAUGUUUAGUGAAGCUAACGCUAGCUAGCUCAAAUAGAGAACACACUUUUAAAAUGCAUACUCAAAGUAGUUGUAAUUGUACUCGCCGUCGUGUAGGUGAGACAGUUGUGCUCACAUGUAUGUCUGUUUUUAAAGGGAAGAAAGUUGUGCUGAGAACCGACAAAAAGCCCGAGGACACUGUUGAACAGAAAGUCGCCUCGCGGAAGGAGACAAAGGAAAACAAACCUGCAAGUAACAAGGUUAGUUUUCUUGUUUUAGUUUUAUGCAUUUGUGUUUGAAAAAUACAGAAAGAAACUGACUUGUAUUGUUUGUGGCCACAUUCUGUGUUAACCCACAACCCGAAAGAUGGCGAUACUGCCGCUGGGGUCCUGCCUCCGUGUUACGUUGUGCUAAAAAUAGCCCAGAAUUAAGCCUUGCAGGCAAACCGUACCCCGGUGAUUAACCAAGAGGAAGGUGUCUGUGUAGAAAGAAAGAGCACACACAUGUACACUACCGUUCAAAAGUUUGGGGUCACUUAGAAAUGUCCUUAUUUUUCAAAGAAAAGCAUUGUUUUUUUCAAUGAUGAUAACAUUAAAUUAAUCAGAAAUACACUCUAUACAUUGUUAAUGUGGUAAAUGACUAUUCUAGGUGGAAACGUCUUGUUUUUAAUGAAAUAUCUCCAUAGGUGUAUAGAGGCCCAUUUCCAUCAACUAUCACUCCAGUGUUCUAAUGGUACAUUGUGUUUGCUAAUCGCCUUAGAAGACUAAUAUCUGAUUAGAAAACCCUUCUGUAAUUAUGUUAGCACAGCUGUAAACUGUUUUGCUGAUGAGAGAAGCUAUACAACUGGCCUUCCUUUGCGCUAGUUGAUUAUCUGGAGCAUCACAUUUCAUGUGAAAUUCGCCAGUCUAUUCUUGUUCUUAGAAAUGAAGGCUAUUCCAUGCGAGAAAUUGCAAAGAAACUGAAAAUGUCCUACAACGGUGUGUACUACUCCCUUCAGAGAACAGCACAAACGGGCUCUAACCAGAGCAGAAAGAGAAGUGGGAGGCCCCGGUGCACAACUCAGCAAGAAGACAAGUACAUUAGAGUAUUUAGUUUGAGAAAUAGACGCCUCACAGGUCCUCAACUGGCAGCUUCUUUAAAUGGCACCCGCAAAACGCCAGUGUCAACGUCGACAGUGAAGAGGCGACUCCGGGAUGCUGGCCUUCUAGGCAGAGUGGCAAAGAAAAAGCCAUAUCUGAGACUGGCCAAUAAAAAGAAAAGAUUGGAAUGGGCAAAAGAACACAGGCAUUGGACAGAGGAAGAUUGGAAAAAGGUGUUAUGGACAGAUGAAUCCAAGUUUGAGGUGUUUGGAUCACACAGAAGAACAUUUGUGAGACGCAGAACAGGUGAAAAGAUGCUGGAAGAGCGCCUGACACCAUCUGUCAAGCAUGGUGGAGGUAAUGUGAUGGUCUGGGGCUGCUUUGGUGCUGGUAAAGUGGGAGAUUUGUGCCAGGUCAAAGGGAUUUUAAAUAAGGAAGGCUAUCACUCCAUUUUGCAACGCCAUGCCAUACCCUGUGAGAAGUGCUUGAUUGGAGCCAAUUUCCUCCAACAGGACAAUGACCCAAAGCACACCUCCACAUUGUGCAAGAACUAUUUAGGGAAGAAGCAGGCAGCUGGUAUGCUGUCUGUAAUGGAGUGGCCAGCACAGUCACCAGAUCUCAACCCCAUUGAGCUGUUGUGGGAGCAGCUUGACCGUAUGGUCCGCAAGAAGUGCCCAUCAAGCCAAUCCAACUUGUGGCAGGAUUCUGUAGGUACAGUGCAGUCCAUUUUACAAAGUCUACAGAGUCCAAGAAAACCUAGAUCUCCUUUGAGCGACAAUUCAAGCAUGCUAAUCCAGGAGGGAAAUGAAUCUGAUGCAACGAAUGCACUCUCAUCACAAUGUAAAAAAGACAUACCCAAUGACAUAAAAUCUGAGCGUUGUGAGUCCAAGGAGCAGAAGCCUGAAACCGCUUGUCACGGUCAUGGGAUCAGAAAACAAUCCACUGACCACCUUGAGCCAAAAGAGUCGCCCAUGCACACAAGUGCAAAGUCUGCAGUAGACAACAAAGUUCCAGACAAACCUCGGAGUAGGACUGGUCGCAAACUCGGAGCAAAAAAAACGGAGAGCAAAGCUCCCCAAAACAGAAAGGUCACAGACUAUUAUCCUAUCAGACGAAGUAACAGAAAAACAAAGACAGAGUUAAAGAGUGAAGAACACGGACACAUUGAUGACCUGAUAAAGAAUGACAUUGAAGAGGGAAUGCAGAUCAAAACGAUAGAAGGAAAAGGAAGAGGGAUAUUUGCUUCCAAGAUCUUCAAAAAGGGAGAGUUUGUUGUGGAGUACCAUGGAGACCUACUGGAACUAGCUGAGGCCAAAAUAAGAGAGUCCCACUACAUUCAGGAUCCCCUAAAGGGCUGUUACAUGUACUACUUCCAGUAUCAAUCCAAAACGUACUGUGUGGAUGCUACAGAGGAGACGAGCCGUCUCGGCCGGCUGAUCAACCACAGUAAAACUGGAAACUGUCAAACUCGUCUUCACGCCAUCGAGGGAACGCCUCAUCUCAUCCUGGUGGCUUCCAGAGACAUCGCCGCAGAGGAAGAGCUGCUGUAUGACUACGGGGAUCGAAGUAAAGCCUCAGUCUUGGCUCACCCGUGGCUCAAAUAUUGAAUCCGCGACCACAGGUGUUCAUAAUUCAGAUGAAUUGGUGCUCUCUUCUGUCCGGCUCAGUUUAAUGUAAAAGGAGCUGCAGAUGAACAGUUUACAAAAGGCUUUUUUAAUUAAGUAUAACGCAUUUUAAACGAGUGCGAUCAAUUCAAGAGUGUAUUUUUGCAAGGUUUUUUCUUUUUUAAUCUAAUCGUAGCAGAUUGAUGCUAGUCUGAAAGGUAUUUCUCCAGAUGAGUAGAGUUUCACAUUGUCUAUUGUAAAUUAUUACUUUUGCUGUAAAUUAAGGAAUAAAACACUGAGUUUUCAUUCCAGAAGACGAUAUGGUUAAUGUUGAAAACUAUAGGACAUAUUUAUGGAAUAUGCUUUUCUAAGAUUAUACACACCACUUAUUAAUUGACGGUGUGGAAACGGAUGUAUAGAUAACAUGCAACAGAGGUCCUCGGCUAGAAGGGAGCAUAACAUGUUGUGAAUGAACUUUAAUAUUUAGGCUAGCGGUGCUCCUGGGUGUCAUAUUUAGAUCCAUCUCACGGCACAACUGAAGAUAAAGCUACUUUCUCUAAUUGAGAUGAAAAGACUGGACAAUAAAUUGCUGACAAAAUGUUGUGACUGGCCUUUCAGCUGCUUUUCUGUUGUGCAGACCUACAGUGGCUUCAAGAACAAUGUCAAUAGUACCUUUAGAACUGUGCAACGUUUCGCGUGGACUCGUGGCUUUAUUGGAUUAAAGACACAAUCUUA
This is a messenger RNA of Pseudoliparis swirei, 4762 nucleotides long. It is a transcript of the gene kmt5ab, whose product is annotated as lysine methyltransferase 5Ab. Gene Ontology annotation, biological process: DNA integration; DNA transposition. The record is from RefSeq and is a predicted model, not a curated record. Bases 2282 to 4030 code for a protein of 582 amino acids. Gene Ontology annotation, molecular function: DNA binding; histone H4K20 methyltransferase activity; protein binding. The transcript is spliced from 7 exons. Lineage: Eukaryota; Metazoa; Chordata; Actinopteri; Perciformes; Liparidae.